Molecule: messenger RNA, 2661 nt
Organism: Bactrocera dorsalis (oriental fruit fly)
Lineage: Eukaryota; Metazoa; Arthropoda; Insecta; Diptera; Tephritidae
Exons: 6
Coding region: 1347-2468 (373 amino acids)
Source: RefSeq, a predicted model, not a curated record
AAAAAGAUCAUUCACGUACAUUCUUGUGUUUGGAGACCUCAUAAAGUCCUCGGAUGGUACUGUAACAUUUUGAAGAUCUUUGAAUAGACGUUUAGCUUAUUAUCGGGAGCACUAUUAAGUAUGAAAUUUUGUCGGAAAUUAGAGCUCAAUUACUCCUUAAAAGAAGACUGAAUAUAUAAUGAAAGCACGGUUCCUACAAGUAUUGUAUCUAGCGAGCUAAUAGAGUCCUUAGAUAGUUUGUUCGAGAUCUUUGAAGAGACUUUUAGCUUUGGCUGUAUUGUCUGGCAGCUCUACUAAAUAUGAACUUCUCCGAAGGAUCAAAAAUGGGUUCUUUUUGACUCCAUUGGGCUAAAAAGAGAAUCCUUUAUAGAAAGCAAGUUAAUCGCUCACUUAUUGCCCGAAACCGGAAGCCGGAAAAGUUUCUAAGAAACUACAACAUUUUUUAUGAUAACCUGGCGCGAUCUUUAUUAUAGAACAUCCGUCAAUAAAGUCGAAUUUGCAAAGCGAAGAGACAAUGUCUGAUAUUCAGCGUGUGUUUUGCUCAAUUCAGCACCACUGUAGGAACUAUCCGAGUAUUUUUGUGCUUCCAACAAUAAAAAUAAUAACAAACACUAACUCACAACUGAUCGGAGCGAGAACGCUUUGGCGCUGAUUCACUAACCGGCUGGUCGGUCGGUUGUAUAUGAAUGGGUAUAUCUGUCUGGUCGGAUAGAUAGAUGGAUGAACGGUUGGCUGGCUUGUUGACUGGGAGGCUGGCGAAUUUAGGGUUUCGACUAAGCACUGACGCAAAACAACAACAAAGUGUUCGCAUUGACUGCUCAGCCGCGCUGCUAGACAAUAUUUUACGUUGUUGUUGUGUUUGCGGGUAUGUAGGGUAAAAAAAUCGUUUGCGACAAAAGCAGAGGGCAAAAUAAAAUUAAUUCUUUGCUCAUAUGCUUGUAAGUAUGUAUGUAUGUGUAUUUAUGUAGCAAUAGUAAGCUUUGGUUCGAGCGCUACAUAUGGCAGCUUACUGUAAAGAGCGGCUUCGGCUUUGAUCUCAAUUUUUUAAAUGAAACAAAUGACGUUACAGCGAAGUAUGGGUCAGUGGUGAAAUGUUGGCAGGUAAAACAACAAGUGCGCGGGUUAAAUGAAGUUCAGAAAAUCUAAUAAAAUUAAUGAAUACAUGAUUGGUAUUUAUGACAUAAUCGUUUCUCAGAAGAGUUGCCUUAAUGUUUUAGUGUUCUAAUUAAUUUGUAAUAAAAUUGUGUUCCUAAAAAGAAAAAUAAAAAAUCGGAGCAGAAUAGUUUCAUCUUUGGAUAAUAUAAAAAUAACAAUAAAAGUAUUCAGCUGACUUUUUAAAAUUAAAAAUGGGACGAAAGAGUAAGGCAAGGACGAAAGGCAAACAAGUCGUAUCUGCCAGGGAAAGACAGAUUAUCCAAAGGUCAAGGGUACUUAUGCAAGGCCAUUUUUCGGACGACUGUUCUAUCAGACUCCAGAAGCUGGAUUUAAUUUCGGAUGGCCCGUCAACAAGUCGCGCUAGCCGAAAACCUAAUCCUGUUGAGAUGGGAUUGUUUUAUCUAGACCUUAAAGACGCAUUCGCAGACGCCUUUCAUAGCAAUAACACACUGAAUGUCCCGAAGUUAAGGAGUAUUUUCAAGGCGGAGAAUUUUGAAGCAAACGAAGAACCCAUUCUGAAAAUUGGCAACAACACCAAAACUGAUAUAGAGGAUACGCUAAUUGUUCUGAAAGUCUGCCAAUUGCGUGCAAUAAUUGUAAAAAUAGAAGAAGAAACGAAAAUUAGUUUAGCUGGAAAUGCUGUAAGCCCACACUCACGCGCUAAGCUUUCAAAAUUAGAGUAUAUACUGGAAGGCAUACAAAGAGACAUCCGUACAAUGAGAGCGCAACUCAGGAGUAUUCGUCAAACAGACAUAGAACAACUAAGUGGCAACGAAGAGAAUUCGGACUGCUUCGUAAUUGUAGAUGAACAUGGUGAAAAAAUAUCCGAAGAAGGAGCAGCUGUGAAAGUCAGAGAGCCCAACGAAAUGCACGAACUAAUUAAAAGGGAGUUUAGAGCAGCUUUUUAUGAGAACAUGGCUGCCCAACUGGAGGGUGUUUACCCAUGGCAAGGCGUGGGUGCGCAAAUGCUAAAUUGUUCGUCGUCACAACGUGUGAUUGAGGACCAUGCUGAUAUAUUGGCAAGAGCUAUAAAAGUAAUAGAGUCGCGUAUAUUGGAUUGUGACAACGGCAAAACGGCCAACUUGGAAGAUGAAAAGGAAAAUUAUUACCCAGAAUUGGAUGGUCUUUACCCAACUUCCUCUACCAGACGCGGGAUUAUAGAAGAUUUGGAAGAACGUCUUUUAUUAGACCCUCCAACUUCUUUAGAAGAUAGUUGCAUUAUCAUAAAUUCAGACGGUGAACUGAUGUGCAAAGAGGAUUUUGAGAAAUUCUUUACAAGUGCCAAGGCCUAUGAUGACUCUAGCCCACACUGAGUGUGCAAUUUGUUGUUGCCAUCCGCUAUGUGAAGUCAACAUAAAAUACUGAUUAAUUUAACUAAUAACAAUAUUGAUUAAAAAAUUAUGAAUGACACAAAUGUGAAAAUUAUAUUAUAUUUGAAUGUCCUUUGCUUAAAAAUAGAAAAUACGAUAUUGCCAAUUUUUAAAUAAACGAGAGAUUUAUGUGUGA